Messenger RNA from Aspergillus steynii IBT 23096, 558 nucleotides. RefSeq lists its product as uncharacterized. The coding region runs from base 171 to 452 and encodes 93 amino acids. The transcript has a single exon. The record is from RefSeq and is a predicted model, not a curated record. Lineage: Eukaryota; Fungi; Ascomycota; Eurotiomycetes; Eurotiales; Aspergillaceae.
GAAGAUACGCGGAGACCAUCUCCAUCCUCUACACGCACAACACCUUCCAAAUCAACCAUCUCUCCACGCUGAUUCAACUCUCCUCGACACCGGUUCUCUCCCGAAUCCGUAGACUGAGCUUGUAUCAUUAUUUCCCCGUUGAUUUCGAUCCAACACGUACGCCUAAGUGAAUGAAACUGUGCGGGCCCAUCGCACCGUAUGACCUGGGGACAUGGCAUGAGGGCUGUCGCGCACUGGCCAGGAUGGUCGGACUAGAGGAGCUGAGCAUCCACAUUGGGGGCUACUCGCUGUGUGCAUGGGAGAUGUUUUCGACGGUUGCGGAGCCGUUGAGGAAUAUCCAAGUCUCCAGACUCUUUGAGGUGCUUUUGCCGUGGGACGACGAAGUGCAGGGAUAUGUAAUUCAUGGGAUGCCGUUCAAGCUGCGGGGCGCGAGCGAUCAGGAUUGUUGUUGAUGGCUAUAUCUUUCGGACCCUAUGAGAUUUCGGUGUUUCGCUCGUGUAGCAGGGGUAGCGCUAGCUAGCUAAGCAUUCGUUUCAAUGAUGAUCAUCCACAUUAGCU